Messenger RNA from Colletotrichum destructivum, 980 nucleotides. RefSeq names its product Putative zinc-binding ribosomal protein. Gene Ontology annotation, molecular function: protein tag activity; structural constituent of ribosome; ubiquitin protein ligase binding. Gene Ontology annotation, cellular component: cytoplasm; ribosome; nucleus. Gene Ontology annotation, biological process: modification-dependent protein catabolic process; translation; protein ubiquitination. Lineage: Eukaryota; Fungi; Ascomycota; Sordariomycetes; Glomerellales; Glomerellaceae. The transcript has 6 exons. The record is from RefSeq and is a predicted model, not a curated record. The coding region runs from base 1 to 528 and encodes 175 amino acids.
AUGCCAGCUUUCGCACCUGGCUUGCCGUUUCUUUCUGGCCUUCGCUGCUUGAACACCAUUCUCAAGCAUCGCCCCACCGAUUAUUUGCCGCGAUCACCAGAACUCUUCGGUAACAACAGCCAGUUCACGGACGUCGGCAAAAUGCAGAUUUUCGUGAAGACCCUGACGGGUAAGACCAUUACCCUUGAGGUCGAGUCCUCGGACACGAUCGACAAUGUCAAGUCCAAGAUCCAGGACAAGGAGGGCAUCCCCCCCGACCAGCAGCGCUUGAUCUUUGCCGGCAAGCAGCUCGAGGACGGCCGCACUCUUUCCGACUACAACAUCCAGAAGGAGUCCACCCUCCACCUGGUCCUCCGUCUCCGUGGUGGUAUCAUCGAGCCCUCGCUCAAGGCUCUUGCCUCCAAGUUCAACUGCGACAAGAUGAUCUGCCGCAAGUGCUACGCUCGCCUCCCUCCCCGUGCGACCAACUGCCGUAAGCGCAAGUGCGGUCACACCAACCAGCUCCGCCCCAAGAAGAAGCUCAAAUAGACGAUUUAUCACGGUUGCGGCGUCACGGGUUCUGGCAUUCUGGAGAGGAUGGCAGGGAUACGAAUUUUCCUGGGCUUUGUGGUAGCAUUACAUUCCAUCGGCAAGCAGUUCUACGAAUAAAAACUGAAUUGGUCGCCCUCCUACCUCAAAUGUCAAAACAACAAAAAAGGAAGCCAGGGAAAAGAACAAAUAUUGGGACUGCCACUUACGUCCUGCAUCACUGGGUUUCGAUGUCGAGAAGCUGGAAGAGAACAAAAAAAAAAUCGUUUGGCGAGAGUGCGCGCCUGGGCGUCCUGAGUGCAGCAUAUUGGAGAUGCUAACGGGCAUGAGAGACGUACUAUGAUGGAUGCGCGGCAUGGAGACUGACUUGCCAUACAAUGCUUCGUUGACUACAGUGAAAUACCAACACCGUAGUGAAAUACAGAGCCGCAGACCUAAAUUUGACGUCGUCG